AUGUCCAGUCUGCAGACAAAGACUAAAAAAAUCGAUGUUCCAGUAUCUAGAGAUGUGGAACCUAGUGCACCGGUAGAAGAGCUAGAAGAUACGGUUCCUAGAGAUGCACAACGAAAAAAACAAAACGAAAAUCGACCUGUGAACCAAUUUCCUACGCUCUCCGAAUGCCCAAUUUGCACAGAUGAAUACAGUGAUACAGUAAUCCCUCGAAUUUUGACUCAAUGUGGUCAUACUGUAUGUGAGAAGUGUGCCCGGAAGUUGUUAGGACACCAAGUGGAUAUUACGUGCCCGGUCUGCAGAAAAGUCACCAGUGUUGAUGGGACAGUGGAAAACUUGGCAAAGAACUUCGCAGUGAUUGAAAUGGCGCGUGGAAAUUAA
This is a messenger RNA of Caenorhabditis remanei, 378 nucleotides long. RefSeq lists its product as uncharacterized. Bases 1 to 378 code for a protein of 125 amino acids. The transcript has 4 exons. The record is from RefSeq and is a predicted model, not a curated record. NCBI's taxonomy places the organism in Eukaryota, Metazoa, Nematoda, Chromadorea, Rhabditida, Rhabditidae.